Messenger RNA from Macadamia integrifolia, 1030 nucleotides. Its product is annotated as EPIDERMAL PATTERNING FACTOR-like protein 6. NCBI's taxonomy places the organism in Eukaryota, Viridiplantae, Streptophyta, Magnoliopsida, Proteales, Proteaceae. The transcript is spliced from 3 exons. The record is from RefSeq and is a predicted model, not a curated record. Gene Ontology annotation, biological process: stomatal complex development; guard cell differentiation. The coding region runs from base 456 to 809 and encodes 117 amino acids.
AAGUUCAUUUAAGACAGAAGGUUACUCUUCACGUAUGUGGCAGUGUCUUCAUUUUACAAUCUGAUAUGCAUCUAUGAUGAUCAAGCUAAAUGCCCAUGACCCCGUGAACACCACAGGAUCCAAGUUUGAAUCCAAAGUUUUGAACUAUAAAAGUGUCAAAAAGCUUGAAAUCAUCCUUCAUUUAUUAAGACUAAAGCCCUCUUGAGGUGGUUUGUAUUGGGUGACAGAACAGAACCUGUGAAAUGGCUUCAAACAUUGGUCGUGGAUCAUGUGAAGUGUAUCAGAAGCACCUCCACCUCCAUUAAACCAAACCCUUUUGGCCUUUUCUUGCCUUCUCUUUCUUAAAUAUAUAUAAUGACAUCCUCUGCUACCAAAUUUUCACUUGAGCUUCCUCUUACUUUCUUUGAAUUUUCUGGAACUUGGGUAGUUGCUAGAAGAAGAAGAUUAAGAAAAUAAUGAAGAAGAAUUUCAUCUCCUCCUUUGUAGCCUAUAUAGCACUUCUUCUUGCUGUCAUCCUCCUUUCCCUACCUACUAUCAGUAGAAGUAUCCGAUUGACUAUGCCUGAGACUCCAGUGAGCUUCAAGAGUGAAGGAAGCACUAGUGGAACUCCCAAGGAUGGGUUAAAGGAAGAACUUGGAAUGGAGCUGUUCCCAACAGGAUCAAGCUUGCCAGACUGUUCGCACGCAUGUGGGCCAUGCACUCCAUGCAAGAGGGUUAUGGUGAGCUUCAAGUGUUCCAUUGCAGAGUCUUGUCCCAUUGUCUACAGAUGUAUGUGCAAAGGGAGAUACUAUCAUGUUCCUUCAAACUGAUCUAUGCCUCAUGGGGUUACUGUUAUUAUCUCUAUUUGAUUUACAUUGGUUGUGGUUGUGACCUAAUGUAUAUAUUUGAACGAGGGUAAGUUAGUAGUGAAAUCAAAUUUUGUAUGUGUAAUGGUAGAAGGGAUCCCUUUUUACCCUGUCCCUCUUUUUCAUGUAUCUGAUGAAUGUAAGAGCUUGGUUGCUUUUUUAAAUCUAGAAUGUUUCAUUUUAUC